Gasterosteus aculeatus aculeatus (three-spined stickleback) is the source of this 9449-nucleotide messenger RNA. RefSeq names its product proline rich 12b (gene prr12b). Lineage: Eukaryota; Metazoa; Chordata; Actinopteri; Perciformes; Gasterosteidae. The record is from RefSeq and is a predicted model, not a curated record.
CCCCCCCCCCCCUCACCCGCUCCUUCUCCUCACAGUCUACAGGCUCGCCAAGCGGAGAAAUAAACAGAGGCGAGCGCCGAACAGAGGAGACAUUCCUCCCUCCCCUCCCCCUCACUAUCUGCCCAUCUUCAUCCAGUCCCUUCCUCCAUGGAGAGGAACUAUCCCGCUGCAGGCUUCGGGGAUCUGGGGGCCGGGGCGGGAUGGACUUACGACCGAUCGGCCAAAGCGAGCCUCGUCUAUGGGAGCUCAAGGUCGUCCCACCCAGACUCAGAGCUGCUCCAUCGGCAAGCCUAUGGCAGUCCUCACACCCUCCAAGGCUAUUCAACCAACCACCACCCAGGGAGCUCCAGGCAGGGGGGGGGCUGGGGUGCUGCUGGACGCACAAUUGGCCUGUCGGGGCUAUUUGAUGCCAGCCUCCACCAUGCCAAUCACUCUGGUCCGGACCCCUCGGUCAUGAAUCUAAUAUCAGCUCUGGAGUCCCGGGGUCCACAGCCGCCACCCUCUGCUUCCUCCCUUCUCUCUCAGUUUCGCACUCCUUCUUGGCAGACUACAAUGCACACACCAGCCCCAGCGGAGCUCUUUAUGUCAGGUGCACUUCCUGGUGCCAGCUCCUUUCCCUCGUCCUCAACUCUUUCUGCAUACCAGCAUCCUGGCUCCUUCUCUGGACGAUCCUUUACUCCCUCCCUAUCCCUUCAGGACGCACCUACAUUUAGCCCGACACCCAACGCUUUGCUAUCCCCCCAUGAUCCCUUGCUGCACAUCAAAACACCCUCCCAGGCCAAUUUGGGCUUUGAUCGCUUGCUGUCAUCCCACAGUGCCACCUACCGGGGCUCCCAGGAGACGCCGAUCUCUCCCCAAACCCAAGCCCUUCCCACCUCCUCCAGUUGCCACCUACCCCCUCCUCAAUUCAACCUGUUGUCCUCCCAGCUCCACAACCAGUCCUCCCAGCUCUAUAAUGCCUCCAUGUUCUCUUCUACACCAGCGUUGCUGCCCACGGCUCCCCUUACACCACAGCCUUCUUCAGAGAGGGCAGUUUCACGGCAGGAUAGUGUGAUCAAGCAUUACCAACGCUCGUCCCCAACCCAGUCCACAACACUCCCCCCACAGCAAUAUGUCAGCUGUGGUGGCUCAUCAAGCUAUCAGCAGAUAGCCAGCCACCACCGGCAUGCUGGAGUGUCUUGCAGUCCACUUGGGGAGCAAAGCCCAUCCUCUGACCCCAAGCCCCCAACAAGGCUGGAAUCCAAGAUAUAUCGACCUAUCAUCCAAAGCCCCUAUGCAUCCUCCGCAUCCAGCACGUCAGCCCCUUCCUCGACUGGCACCAAGGGACCCAAGAAUCCCAGCUCCAAUAGUGGCUACUCUUCUUCGGGCUCAGCUUCAUCCUCUUCUCUUACCCAACAUACUCCCCCAUCAGCUUCCUCCACUUCCUCUUCAAGCUCCAAGACAAGCACUGGCUCCUUGUCUGCUCCCUCUUGUCAGCAGCCUACAUCUCAGUCAGCACCAGCUCCACCACCUUUACCAGUGGUGUCAUCCAACCUCGUUCAGCAGCCAGCACCCAAACAAUGCGUCUCCACCUAUGCCUCUCCGCCAGUGGCCAAAUCCAGUACAGGCCUACCAGACCAGACCCCUACCCAGCAACAUGCCCAGUCCUACUCUCCCAACCAGCCUCCAUCUGCACACAUAACCCAGUCUUAUGGAGGCUUUAGCUCACCCCACGCACAGGACCUGAGCUCUGGAGCAGGGGAUUCUGGCGGCAAGGCCUUCACCGGUACAAGAGGACGCUCCUUUUCUGCAGAGGUCGUCUUUGGAGAUUCCAGCUUUGGUUCAACUCCUCUCAGAAGAGCAGGUAGUCCUUCCUUAGGGUAUGGGAGUGCUGGAGGAUCAACAGUAGGGGGACCCGUAUCAGGAGCUACUUCACUUGGCAGUGGCGUUGGAUCUACAGGGUCAGGGAGCGGGGCAGCUAGCGUUGGUAAUGGAGGCAACAGCUCUUACCACCUGUCUGAGUCUUGCCCCUCACCCUCCAUCAAUUCUACUAUCAGUCGCUCUGGAUUGCACUCUCCUGCGUCUGUCCGCCCCGCUCAGUCCCCUGGAGGCUCAGGGGCCACCAAAUACUUGUCCUCCAUUCUCUCUCCUCCUUUUAUGUCCUCACCACAAGGUUUCCCUGAUACACGGCAAACACAGAGCCAAUCCUACCACACAACACCACCCAAGCCAAAAACGGACAACAGAAUGUUGGGAGUUCAGCAAUCCCAAAACAAUGAAGAGGAUGAGGACGAUUUCCUCAUCCACCAUUUACUACAUGCCCAGAGCUCAACUCCCCAUCCUUCCCAGCAUCACCCCUCUCCUCAGCAGCUACCACAGCCGCUCUCACAAGCUAGAGACGGGGAAGGCAAGGGGCUGACCUAUAACAUUAACAAGAUCUCAGAAGAGCGGUACCACCUUCAGAGUGUCAUUCGUACUAAUAACAUCACCAGCAGUUCAGGUGCUGGAACGGCAAUGGAUGACGUUGGCUUAAACAGUCAAAUGGACGCAUCACAGAAGAAAUCGCAACAGGCCAAAUCAGAGUUGACCGUAUCAAAGUCCAAUGACGGAGGUGUAGGAGGGAUGCCUGACUCUCUUUCUCACUCUCAUAACACCCACUCCCAUCAACAACAGCAUGACUCGCUGGGCUCUGAGGUCCAUUACGGAAGAGGGGACCCCUACAUACAGCAUUCCCAUCACACCUCACAUGUUUCAUCACACACUCAGCAACACUCUCAGCAUCCCCAAAACUCUCGGCAUACUCAACACACCCAGCACUCACAACAUCCUCAUUCCCACUCCCACAGUCACCCUCACAUGGAGCUGAAGAAGCUUACAGAUGGAAAUGACAAUACCUACUUGUGCAACACGUCGGAUGUACAGCAGGCCCGACCCCGGCAGGUCCCGCUUUCCCUGAUAGAUUCACCGCCAGACCCUCCCCAGCAAACUCACAUUCUGCAAUCUGUCCUUUCUCAUACGACUUGCACAAAGAUGGAUCCCCAGCAGGCUCCUUCACAGCAGCAUCCUUUGAGCCAGCAGACCAUGAUGGCUUCAUCUGGAAGAGUAGGGCCAGCAAUAGUUGAAACCCAUCCACAGAACCAGUCCUCACAGUUGCAACUCCAGCUCCAGACCCAGAGUUUAGAUACACACUAUAGCCUUGGAGCCCAGCCAGGAGACCAAUCCAGAGCCAUUCAGAACUCAGUUUCCCCACUAAACAUAAUAGAUCAAUCUCUUUCCCGAACGAACAGUAGAGGUGGCGGAGGAGCCCUGGACAGGAUGGGAGUUGGAGGGAAUGUCACAAGAGGGGAGGGAGGAAGUGGAGAUAGACAUAGACAGCAGCACAGGCAUCCCCCCCAACACCAUACCCAACAAACAGCCUCAGACCUCCAUGAUUUUCUCUCUGAGCCAGAUUUGGGUUUGGCCACCCCCUCACAUGUGCACCACCUCAACCAGGCUCAAGCCCAUGCCCACAACCAUGCCCACCAUCAAACCCAAGCACACUCUCACCAUCAGAUGACACACUCUCAGUUAGUUCACCCACAGUCCCACCGAAUGACAGCAAAUAUGGGAACUCCGCAACAACAGCAGCGUCAACAAAGGGAGUCGGAAACUCUGUCACACCCCCAGCUAGACCAGCUCAAACAGCACCCGUUCGACACAGUGAGCCCAGUGGAUAAAGUAGGACAUAAUCAAGUUCAGCAGCAACAGCAGCGCUUUGCGCCUCUGACGUCCAUCUGCUUUCCAGACUCUUUGUUACACGAUGAAGACCGCUCAUUCUUUCCUGAAAUGGAGGACAUGUUUUGUUCAGCGGAUUACAAAUCAAGCUGUGCUGAGGAUUCCCGGGCAGGACAGGAUGCUCAAGAAAGCAUUAGGCAGGGGCAAGAAGCUAUGGAGGCCUUAAAAACAGGAGGUGAUGGAGAGGGCUAUGAUAUGGUUGGCCAUCCGAGUGAUCAAAACUAUGGACAGUAUUGCCACAGCCUUCCAGGAACAGGGAAUGGCAGUCUACACUUAGACCUUGACUCUAUGAAGACCCACGAGCUUCCCUCUACGGUGAAUACUGAUCAGCUAGGCCUCAUCCAAUCCCAAACACCCAAUAUUGCGUUGAGUUCAGCAGUUCAAGGGGAUGGCUCAGUAAACAAGCUGAUGGGAACUAUAGGAGUGGCUGGCAGUUCAAAUACAACUGGUCUGUCCUCACCUAUAUUCUGUUCCUCUAGACCCAAGAAACUGUUGAAGACCAGCUCAUUUCACUUGCUCAAACAGCGGCGUGAGCCACAAACUCAAACAAAGAAAAACUAUGCGCAGGAGUAUGAAUUUGAGGAUGAUGAGAAUAAAGCAGAUGUUCCAGCUGAUAUUCGCCUCAACAGUCGACGCCUUCCUGACCUGCUUCCUGACUUGGUGUCUAGUUGUAGAAAGGUGGGUGGCACAUCAGGAGUAAGUGCGCUCAGCCCACUGACGAGUGACCUGGACUUCUGCAACCCCUCCAGCUUUGCAUCCUUUGGACAUCCUCCACAACUUCUCCCCCAUGAUGGCCCUAAAAAACGGGGUAGGAAACCAACUAAACCAAAACGUGAAGGCCCUCCUCGCCCACGAGGUAGACCACGCAUACGUCCUCUUCCAGAGCCUCCUUACUGCAGGGGGCUGAUGGGAUCCGUGACUGGAGAAAGUAGGAGGGGCCGGGGGCGGGGACGAGGGCGAGGCAAGAGGGAGGAAGUCCACGUUGAAAUGCAUCAAGAUAUGAAAGUUCAAAGCCUCCCAUAUCAGCAGCAGCAGUUCAGUCAACAACAGCAAAUGCAACAGCAUCCACACAACCAUCCCAGGCAGCAGGCAGAGCAUCACCAAGCACCACAACAACAGUAUCACCUGCACCUUCAGCAGCAGCAUAUCCCCUGCCCAAACCACCAACCGCAUCAUCAACAGCAGCAACAUCAAAGGCAUCAUCAUCAACAGCAACAACCACACAAGGAGCUGCAGCGAGAACCAAUCAGGCCUGUCAAGAUCAAACUACCCAUUCCCACCAUGUCUUCAUCGGAAUGCCUGUUGAGGACAGACUCACUGUCCAGCACUGAGCAAGUUCUGUCCGACGGAUCUGUGGGGUCGGCACCAUCUCUCGGACUGAGUCCUGAACCCAGUGUCGCCAUGGACAUCAGCAGAAACGAGGACAACCAGGUUCAAGACAAGAUAAUGAAGCAUCAGCAGAAAGCUGUAGAGAUGACGUGGAAGAAAGACAUUGACGAUCCUCUGAAUCCUGAAGCCUGGGCUGCUAUGCAGAAGCUCAGUUCCGCUGAUGAGAAGGCUUUUGACUUCAAACCUGGCUUCAUGGCCUCUUUUCUGGACUUCCUGAAGACAGGCAAAAAACAGUCAGGUUUUGAAAUGGGACAUGAUGGAGGCGAGCAGGAUUCACUAAACCCCUGUUCCUCUAUGAAGGGGGGGAUCAGGCCCUUGUCCCCUCCUCCGCCCCCUCUACCACCAACUCCUCCCCAGCGGCCUCCACAAACAUUCGGCGAGGGAGGCCAGGGCGACAGUGGAGACCUGGCUCUCAGCAGCUGCCCAAGUCCCUGCAAGCCACUGGACGAGGAGCUGAAGGGAAACCUGGAGACGCUGCCCUCCUUCUCCUCUGAUGAGGAGGACUCUGUUGGUAAAAACCAGGACCUGCAGGAGAGCAUCUCAUCCGCCAUCUCUGCCCUUUAUGACACCCCCCACUCGUUAGCUGCUGCCGUGGCUUCUGCCAUGGCCAAGGCUCUACCCAACCUGUCCCCGUCUAUCCCACACGAGCCGCCGCUCACCCCCCCGGUCCCCGCCAUGCCUUCCCUCAUCCCUAGUAUGGAGGAUGGAAAAGAGGUCCUGGCUUAUACACAGGAUCAUAUGCAGGACAAGGAAGAGGAGAACGUGGUCUCCCCACAGUUUAAUGUAGAAAAGGUGGAUGAAAUAGAGGCUGAGCAUGAAGCAGAAGAGGAAACGAGGGGAAGUGGGGAGACUGCAGACGAUGAAGAACAAAUGAGGAAGCCACAGACUGUGCAGCAGGGAGCCGGGGACGAGCUGGAGGAAGAGCAAGAGGAGAGGAUGCAGCUUUUGGAGGUCCCUCAAGUUGAAGAUUCUCCAUCAGAACCAAUGCCUGCUCCUGGCCCUCCAUCCCCAUCACCGUCUAUCACCCCCCUCACUCCACCAACAUACUCUUCGCCUUCACCCCUGCCUCUGCCAAGUCUCUCUGCACCCUUGCUACUCCCGACACAGCACGACACAGAGAAUACCAGUCAAACCUGCCCCCCCCCUGAGCAGCAGCACUCCUCCUACCAACCGGCUCCAACUGGCACCUCCCCUCCCCCAUCGACCUCCCCUCCAGCUAUCCCGCCCUCACCCAACCUUUCCCUGGGCCAGUCCAUUCCCCCUCCGUCCACCACACCUCCCCCAUCAUCCUCUGACCAGGACCAGGAACCAGACGCUGACCAGCCCUCCUCCUCCUCACCCACCUCUUCCUCACCCGCCUCAUCAUCCUCUCCGCCACCAUCACCUCCAACCCCAGAAGAGGCCCCAACAUCUCAGCGUCUUACCUCCCUCCACCUGGCAAAGAAGCAGGCUGACGCCGCCAUAGCUGGGGAGAGCGAAGAGGAGGACAGUGAGAGCGGAGGUGAGGGAAUCUUCCGCGAACGGGACGAGUUUGUGGUUCGUACUGAGGACAUCGGGACGCUUAAGAUGGCCUUGCAGACAGGCCGGGAGCCCCCACCCAUCUGGAGGGUGCAGAAAGCCUUGCUCCAGAAAUUCAGCCCAGAGAUCAAAGACGGUCAGAGGCAGUUCUGUGCAACCAGUAACUAUCUGGGUUACUUUGGUGAUGCCAAAAUGCGCUACCAGCGCUUGUAUGUGAAGUUCUUGGAGAACGUCAACAAAAAGGAUUUUGUCCGGGUGUGUUCUCGGAAGCCGUGGCACCGAGCCGGUCUCGCUCUGAGACGGCAGUCGCUGCCCAAACCGCUGCCCUCCACUCAGAACCAAACGCCACCCCGGCUGGAGAGAGACGACAAGGAGAGGCAGAAAGAGCGGGAGGCCAAGGAGCAGCGGGAGAGAGAAAAGGAUCAAAGGGAGAGGGAGCACAGGGAGAAGGUAAAAAAGGAACACAAGGAGAGAGAGAGGAGGGAGAAAGGGGAGAGAGAACAAAAAGAGAUGAAGGAGAAACGGGAAAGGGAGCGGAAAGAAAGAGAGAACGUGGAGAGGGAGAGAGAGGACAGGGAGCGCACAGGGGAGAGAGAAAGAAGGGAGAAGGAGCAGAAAGAAAAGGAGAAAAGAGACAAAGAGAGAAGGGAGAGGGAGCUUAAGGAGAGGGAGAGGAGGAAUAAGGAGCAGAGGGAGAACGAAAAACAGGACAGGGACAGGAAUGAAAGGGAGAGACAGGAGCAAACAGAAAAGGAGAGACAGAAAAAAGAGAGGGAGAAAGCAGACAAAGAGAGAGAAAAGAGGGAGUGUAGAGAAAAGGAAAAAGAGCAGAAAAAACGAGAACACAAGGAGAGGGAGCAGAGAGAGAAGGAGGGAGGAGAGAGGGAACAAGACAAAGAGAGACAACGGCUCGAUGAGGAAGAGAAAAGGGUGCCGGAGGAGCGAGAGCGGAGGGAGGAAAGCUGGAAAGAGGAGAGGAGAGGAGGAGAAAAGAUGGCCUGUCGGCCCAGAGCAAAGACUUCCAAAGACAAGGCUGAGCCUCCUCCCAAGAAGAGGAAGAAGUGGAUGAAGGAGGUGCCGUCGUCUUCCUCUUCGUCAGACUCCUCCCGACCCAGUGAUGAUGAAGGACCUGUGCGGGGGGGAGUCAACAGCCGGGCCAUGAGGGAGGUCUUCAGGAGCUACGUGGAGAUGCUGGUCAGCACAGCGCUGGACCCUGACAUGAUCCAGGCGCUGGAGGACACUGAUGAUGAGCUGUACCUGCCCCCCAUGAGGAAAAUUGAUAGCCUGCUGGGUGAACAGAAGAAGCGUCUGUUGAGGAGAGUCAACAUGAGUGUUCAGCACCAGGAGGCUUUACAUAUAUUCCCCAAAAUGAUGGCGGACCCCCUGGAUUGUGGAGCUGUCAAAGUUCACCUGGGCGGAGAGGGGUACAACCGCAAAACACUCAACCGGGUCAAGAGGAGUAUUCCUAAGCAACAGGAUCUAAGGCUGUCAAUUGAGAGUGGCCGGAUGUACAGUCUGUAUCAUUCCCUCCACCACUAUAAGUACCACACCUUCCUGCACUGCAAGAAGGAGACGGACAGCAUCGAGCAGGCGGCGGAGGACCCCGGGCAGGAGGAGGUGGUGCAGCAGUGCAUGGCUAACCAGGGCUGGCUGGAGAGCCUCUUUAACUCCUUCAUGGAGCUGCUCAGCCUCAGUGCCAAGGCCUGAAGGAGGCGCACACCACUCACACCUGCAGUAUGAAGAGGAUAAAGACAUCCGUACGGAUGCUUGUACUAUUGGAUUGCUUGUCUGAGAUUUAACUUUUAAAGUGUUUGUUUUCUUAUUAAGUCCGUUUAAAUGGCCUCUAUUUCAAGAAAAGUAUUGAACUAUGUGAAUGUGAUGGGUUUCCAGGAAAAGUGAAGAAAAAGGAUCAGCACUACACAAGGCUUCUUUGUUCAGACCUACAGGAUCCUGAGAGAGACACUAGAUGUCUACAGGUGAACUAUUAUGGUUUGUAUAGCUGACACAAGGACAUUUCCAAAAAUGGACCAUCCUGAGCCGGGAUGGUUUGCUGUUAUUAUUGUUGUUAGUUAAAAGGGACAGACGUGAAAUGGCCCGCCUGCAGUCCUUUUGUCCAUCAGACAGACAAAGAUAGUUGAGUGAGGUUAAGCAGGACUAUAUGAUAGUCUCUCUUUUCUAACUCUUCAGUUCAAAACAGAAAAACUAAGCUGUGUUCUUUGUUUGUUCUUCAGAAGACAAUGAAGAGGCCUGUAAGACGAUGAAUGAAACAAUUAAGCACGAAUUUCUUGAAGGAAGUGAGGUGAAAGGAUCCAAAAUCAUAAAUAUCAAUGUUUAAUGUCAGUCACUUUUAUCUGUUUGUUGUUGAUUGAUAUUUGCUAUUCUUUGACCUCUCAGAGGAUAUACGUGUAGAGCAAUUCUGUUGUUUUGAUGUGUAUAUAUUGUACAGCUACUUCAUUCUAUAGUUUCCAGUUGCUCUUCUUUACAUGGAAUUGCUGUAUUUGACAUAAUGAAAUAAAACUGUUCAGAUGACAAAGGGAAUGAUGAAUACAACAACUUGUGCUCGAGUGAUUUCACUGAAGUCUGUCGAUGCACGAGAAGUGGAUUCCAUUCAACAUGAGGUCGAAUCCCGUUUCCUGAUCCUUUUGUACUAUUACGGAACAGGGAAUCUCUGCCCUUUAACUUUUUUCUUUUAUCAAACUCUACGUCAUCAAUGUACACAAAGUGUCCGAAGGGUGUUUGUUGAUCUUUUGUAGAUAAAUAUGAAUACUAAUAAAGAAUCCAAACCCUGA